This is a messenger RNA of Lampris incognitus (smalleye Pacific opah), 768 nucleotides long. It is a transcript of the gene rab19, whose product is annotated as ras-related protein Rab-19. Lineage: Eukaryota; Metazoa; Chordata; Actinopteri; Lampriformes; Lampridae. Bases 109 to 756 code for a protein of 215 amino acids. The transcript has 4 exons. Gene Ontology annotation, molecular function: GTP binding; GTPase activity. The record is from RefSeq and is a predicted model, not a curated record. Gene Ontology annotation, cellular component: trans-Golgi network.
AUUUUAUUACAGGCUACUUUUGUUCAGCGGUCGAGUGCUAUGCCUUUAGAAGGCUGUUGAUGGGAUUAAGGACUAAAUGGGAACAACAACGGGGAGAAGCUCUUCAAAAUGUCAGCGGCGCCAGAGCACGAGGACUCCUUUGACUUUCUUUUCAAAAUCAUCCUGGUUGGAGACUCCGAUGUGGGUAAGACUUGCGUCGUCCAGAGCUUCAAGUCGGGCAUAUUUGUGGAAAAUCAGCAAAACACAAUUGGGGUAGACUUCACUGUACGCACCCUAGAUAUUGACGGCAAGAAGGUGAAGAUGCAGGUGUGGGACACAGCGGGACAGGAGCGAUUUCGCACUAUCACCCAGAGUUAUUACCGCAGUGCCCACGGGGCCAUGGUAGCCUACGACCUAACAAAUCGCUCCACUUUUGAAUCUGUGCCCCACUGGAUACAAGAGAUCAAGCAGUAUGGCGCCGCCAACGUAGUAUUGGUACUCAUCGGUAACAAGUCUGACCUUCAUAACAAAAGACAAGUGCUAUUUGAGGAUGCAUGCAACCUGGCAGAAGAAAGGGGUGUGCUGGCUGCUCUGGAGACAUCAGCCAAGGAAGCCCAAAAUGUCGAGGCAGCCUUCAUUCUCAUGGCCAGAGAGCUGCUGGUACGGAACGGCCUGACGGUCACCGACGAGACCGCCCAUGAGUUGCCUCACUUCCUGUUAGACAACUCCCAUCCAAUCCAUGGCCCUAUUUCCUCAGAUAAGAAAUGUGGGUGCUGAUGGAACAGAUGU